AUGGACAAUAAUGCAUCCCCUCAAGUUGAUUCAGGUGAAACAUCUUUAGAGGUUAAACCAGAAUCUCAAGCAUCCAAGAAAAGGAAAAUGAUUCAGAAAAGGGUUGUGAGUGUGAGGAUUGGAGAGAAUGCUAGCAAGGUGAAGAAUGAAGGACUUCCUUCAGAUUUAUGGUCAUGGAGGAAAUAUGGACAAAAGCCAAUCAAAGGCUCUCCAUAUCCAAGGGGAUAUUAUAGAUGCAGCACAUCCAAAGGCUGUUCAGCCAAAAAGCAAGUAGAGAGAAGUAGCACAGAUUCAUCAAUGCUAAUCGUCACCUAUACUUCAACACACAACCAUCCAGAUUCUGCUUCCGUCUCUGCCACAAAUUCAGCUCGACAACCAAAAGAAUCUGAAACCGAAACAAUCCAAAAUCUCCCAAUCACUUCCAAGGAAGAAAACCAAAAACAUGUAGAACAGGAAAUGGAUCAUUCUAAGAGACCUGUGACCAAUGAUCAAGUUACAAAUGAAGAAAAUUUUCAUUACUUACAAUCUCCAAUAGAAGAUCCUUUCAAACUAAACAUGGAAAAACACCACAUAGGUCUUGUUUUGGAGGAAAAACCACUGUGCUAUGCAGCACAGUUAAAGAGUUUAUCAGAAUCCAAAUCAGAAGAACUUGAUUAUUUCGAUGAACUCGAGGAGUUACCUAUGUCUUCAUCUGUUUUUCACUUUACUAGGAGCAUUUUUUCUGAUGAAAGGAUUCCUGUUGCCCCUUCUUGA
Lathyrus sativus (Indian pea) is the source of this 753-nucleotide messenger RNA. The record is from the annotation of a GenBank genome assembly. NCBI's taxonomy places the organism in Eukaryota, Viridiplantae, Streptophyta, Magnoliopsida, Fabales, Fabaceae.